UAUUGUAGAUAUUCUUUUUGAUACAGCAAUGCAUUCAACGCACACCGAUUUAUGAUAUGUUAUCAUUUAUAACAUAAUAUGAGUGUGUAUAUUGGAGGGGCUUUCAACGAUUUGUGAUUUAGUGUUCGAGUACAGUUAUUCAACGUUAGUUUUUAAAACACAAGACUCGGUCCGGUGGAUAAAGGUCACGAUGACUUCACAUUACGGCGUUCUUAUGAUCGCUUUUGGCAUGUGUCUUGGAAUAUGUCAGGUGAUUGUGUUGCCACCGGUCGGGGCUGCGAACAUUUUGGCGGUUCAAACACUCGCGGCCAAGAGCCACUGGAACGUGAUGCGGGCGAUGCUCCGGGCGCUGACUGACCGCGGUCACACCGUAACCGUGUUUACGCCGUUUUUGGACGGCAACCGAGACGGUUAUACCGAGGUGGACGUUUCUGGGGACUUGAAGGUUAGGGUCGGAUUGAACGUGUCGCGUUAUUUGGGUAUGCAAACCGUUCCAAUGUUUGUCGCUUACAUGGUCAAUUCGACCAGGACCAAUUGCGGAUCCAUAUUCAAAGACCGGCGAAUGCGAGAAAUUUUCGACAGCAAGUCACGGAUAUUCGACGUAGUAGUCGCCGAGGCGCUUUGGUUAGAUUGCGUGUCGUACGCGGCGAACGUUCUCCAGAUUCCCAUCAUAUACGUCAUUCCGUCACCGAUCGUCACACAUUGGGAGCGUUCGUACUUCGGACACUUCCCCAACCCCGCUGCCGUUUCCAACGUGAUGUUCUGGCGUAGCGUUCCUAAAAUAUUCGCCGACCGCCUUGCAAAUACGUUGCAUACAGUUUACGGUUCGUGGUGGCUGUGGCGAGAAGGACGGCGACACCGGCAAAACAAACCGCUACCGUCCGACGCCGUUGACUUGGUCAAACCGUCGUUGACAUUCUUCAAUACGCACUUUAUCACCGAACCUCCUAGGCCGUUGUCGCCGGACACCGUACAAAUUGGCGGAAUACAUUUAGCUCCGCCAGAACCAAUACCGAGGGAUAUUUUAGAAUUCAUUGACGACGCUCCUCAUGGUGUGAUUUACUUUACACUUGGUUCGGUCGUUUUAAUGUCAUCGUUAUCAGAAAAUGUUGUGAGCGUGUUUCGUGAAUGUUUCUCUCAAAUUCCACAGAAGGUGUUGUGGAAAUACGAAGGUGAUAUGAAAGACAAACCGAAGAAUGUGAUGACUCGGAAGUGGUUUCCACAACGCGAUAUACUUUUGCAUCCCAAUAUGAAGCUGUUUAUCAGUCAUGGAGGAAUAUCUGGAGUGUACGAAACUGUGGACGCAGGUGUGCCUGUUCUUGGAAUUUCAAUUUUUUAUGACCAACCGAGAAAUAUCGACAAUCUUGUAAACGCCGGAAUGGCAAUUUCUAUAGACAUACAUUCUAUAACUAAAGACAAGUUGUUAAACGCUAUUUUACAAAUUGUCAAUGAUGAAAAGUAUCAAAAAAAAGCUAAGAUUGCUUCUGAACGGUUCAAAGACCGACCAAUGUCACCCGCAGAUUCAGUAGUUUAUUGGACUGAGUAUGUUUUACGUCAUAAUGGUGCGCCACAUUUAAAAUCUCAUGCCCUAAAUCUGACGUGGUAUCAAUAUUUUUUGGUUGAUGUAAUAAUCACAUUUUUAUCCAUUGCGUUUAUCGUUUUGUUCAUAAUUUGUUAUUUGCUAAAAAUGGUUUAUAAAAACUACUUGAAAUAUGCCCAUAAUGGCAAAGCAAAACGUGAAUAAAUAAUUAAAUAUUAUAAAAAUUAAUAAUUUACUUAAACUAAUAGAUAACAAUUUUAUAAUACCUUUAUCUGAUUUAUCAUAUAAAUCUUACUAAAUAAUUAUUUUAUUGAUUAUGUUAUACACUAAUAUGAAUAUAUGAUUUGGUAUUAUUUCUUCUUAUAUUAUCAAUAAGUAAUUAAAAAUACCACGAAUAUUCUACAUAGUUUUGUCGUCUAAGUAUUAUAUUUACAUUAUAUUAAAGACUCGUAUAAAAAAUGACUAAUUUCAUAUGUAUACUGAAUUAUAAUAAUGAGAAUAACAAUGGUCAUGUAUAUAAUAUUAAAACAAUUGACAAAUAUUAAAUUACCAUGCAAAACUAAAAAAUGUAUAGCUAUGUUUUAGAAAAUGAGUAGGCUUGUUUUUUUUUAAAAAUUUUUUGUAUGUAUUGUAAUCGGUUCAUUAUUAAAAUAUAAAACAUAUACAUUCAUA
Messenger RNA from Aphis gossypii (cotton aphid), 2212 nucleotides. Its product is annotated as UDP-glucosyltransferase 2. Bases 191 to 1744 code for a protein of 517 amino acids. The record is from RefSeq and is a predicted model, not a curated record. Gene Ontology annotation, molecular function: UDP-glycosyltransferase activity. Lineage: Eukaryota; Metazoa; Arthropoda; Insecta; Hemiptera; Aphididae. The transcript has 5 exons.